This is a messenger RNA of Maniola jurtina (meadow brown), 3576 nucleotides long. Its product is annotated as ras association domain-containing protein 10. The record is from RefSeq and is a predicted model, not a curated record. Gene Ontology annotation, biological process: signal transduction. The coding region runs from base 1289 to 2560 and encodes 423 amino acids. The transcript has 6 exons. NCBI's taxonomy places the organism in Eukaryota, Metazoa, Arthropoda, Insecta, Lepidoptera, Nymphalidae.
GUAGUGUCAUAAUAAUUUGGCAAAGUUUUGACUUUUAUGUUCAAACUAUUAUCAUGGUUUAAUCAUACUUGGAAAAGUUUUUUUUUUAAUGUUUGAACUCUAUAGCUAUAUAAUGAUAAAUGAUAUUAUUUGGAAAUUUUUUGGCUGUUCAUGGCCAAACUCUAUCAUGAUAGGCAUAUUUGGGAAAAUUUUGGCGUUUUUAUGUACAAACUCUAAAAGUUAUAUCCAUGAUAGAGUUUAUAUUUUGGUAAUGGCUUUUUUAUGUUUCAAUGUAAGGAGAGCUUUAUUUAAACAACUUAAAAGUUUUGUCCCCGUGUAUGUCAAUUAGCUUACGUUACGCCAUAUCGCUUAUUGUUUGAAGUUAAACUUCAAACAUAAGCUGUCGACACCAUAGCUGCUACUAUGGGUUAAGUCAUUAACACACUCUACACUUUUGGCAGUAGCUUUUGACUUAUCUAUGUUACAUAUUAUCUGCUAUAUAGGGUAAGUAACGCAGUUAAUAUGGUGUUUGUGUAGAGUUCAGAAAUCCUAUGUGGCAUUGAGUUUGCUUUGAUAAUAAUUAUAAUUUUAUGGUUUCGAAAGCAUUUUUAGAUUUGCCAUUACACAGUUUAAAACAUAGUGUAAAAAUGCAUUUAUUAACUUCAGGCUUUUUAUUAUACAAUUAUUGAUGAAUCAAUUCAAAAGUUGCGUGAAAGCAACCGGCUGAGCUUUCAGUUGCCCACAAGAUGGUAUAAUGUAUUGUUAGAUAUUGUAGUUUUAUAUGAUUUGAAAAGAGCAACUGCCGAGUUUCUUGCCAGCUCUUCUCAAUGGAAUCUGCAUUCAGAACUGGUGAAAGAGUCACAGAAGUAGCAUAAGCGAUACUAGUGACACGUGAAGUAGAUAAAUUUUGAAUUGAUUGGAAUAUUUUUGACAGACCACGGCCCGAAUAUGCUCUUGGUACUCUUGGUACUUUCAAAAUACCUAGGAUUAAAAGCAUCAAGUGUGUCAAAGCCUUAAUAGCUAUUGUUUUUUACUAUGACAGGUGCGUAGUGCGCUCGCGCCAGUCGCUUUUAAAGUUGCGCGUGAGUCGGUCGUGCGUUCGUUUUUCAAGUGAAAAUUAAGUACGUGAAUCGGGAAAUUGUGUCUGUGCAUUUACACUGUGUCUAUGGUUGUCUGUGGUUUGUGCUAGGAUUUUGUGCGGGAUUUUUUUUCUAACAGUUUUCCUAUUGGAUUAUUUUUGUUCUUUUCUCGACGAGUAAACCGAUGGAAAUGUCAACUUGACGGACCUAGGAUUAUAAAGAAAGGUGUCAUGGAAGCGUCAUCGUCAGACUACAGCGACGAGGAGGUGGGCGUGAUAGCGCGAGGCCAGAAGCUGUGGGUCCGCGGUGUUCGACCUCACACUACCUGCGCUGACAUCGUACGAGCUCUGCAGGACGCUCCAGAAGCCGGUGAAGCCAGCGACCCCGGUGAAUGGGUGCUGGCAGAGAGGUGGCGAGGAGUGGAACGACCACUACCCCCCGACGCGCCGGUCUUGCACGUUCUAGCUGCUUGGGGAGACGCUAGGCACGAGGUCCGAUUGUCUCUUCGCCGACUAUCCAGCGGCGGAGAAGACGAUUCAGGUCGAGACAGCGAUGGGGGCAGCCGAGCAAGAUCGAGAAGAAGAAGAAAGGGAGUCAGAGUAGCCACCCCGCCUCCUAGGUCCAAGAGUGAGGACCCUGCAGCCAGACUGGUCUCUGUUAUACAGCAUCAGACCAGAACUAUACACCAACAGCUUGACAAACUUAGGGAUCAGGAAAAACUAAUCGACCAGCUAGAAGACCAGACGCACAAGAGUAGAAUGGAAAAACAUGGAACAAACUAUCUCCUCGAAUCCUAUCUUCGGGACUUGGGAAGAAGUAGCGAACUGAACGACAGCCAAGCGGGAAACAGCGACAGCGGAGUCGGAGUAGGUAGUGGUACCCCACCACGACGGCACACGAAACAUAAAUCCAGAAGAGAAAGACAUCUUAUGAGAGAACACUACUUCACUAAAGAAUUAACAGACAUCUGCCAAGUUAACUCGGAAAGACUGAUGCAAACUUCAAACGACACAGAUUCUGAUGCGUCAGCUGAUGAACUAUCCAAAAUUAGAGAAGAAAUUGAGCUAUUAGAAAAACUAGCGAUCAUCAACAAAAGAUUACACAGAGAAGAAGAAUUAGUUGUCAGACUAACUGCCAAAGUAAAAAGGUACACCGACGAAAACAAAGCGAAUAGUUGCGAAAACGUCUCCCAAGUGUCCAUGCUCAUAGACAAAAUAGAAGAAGAGUUAGGAAACACAGCGAAAGAGAUGCAAGAAAACGCAACCGAAUUAGAAACUGCUGACAGAGAAAUAGAAUUUAGAAUGAAGUUAUUGGACGAAUUAACCUUAGAAAUAGAGAAAGAGGAGUUACAGAACACGAUUUUAGAAAGGCAAUUGAAUGAAGCGUCCAGUCGACAGCCGAUAAUACUUCAAGAAAGCUACAUACCUGUUCUAGACCAAACGAAUAACCAACCAGUUUUUAGUUACAGCGGGAACGGGUAUGUUUUAGAUACCCUUGUAUGACAUAAGUUACAAUUUGAACCCUGAAUUUGUCCCAAAGAUUGCUUGAAAUUACCAUAGUUAGCUUCCAAUGAAUGUAUGAUUGAGUGAUGUCCUUCCAAAAUGAAAUGGUCCCAAAAUUUACUAUAGCGUAUUUUUAAGUGAGACGGGUAUCGAUUUGGACGUACUAAUACUAAAAAAUGAUGAUAAAUCAGUUUUACGUACAAUCUCUAAUUUGACAGAUCUGAAAGUAACGCUAUCCUUUUCCGAAGAAAACAUUGGGAAAGGGAUAGCACUAUUUUUAGACCAGUUAAUAGCAUUAUGUAUUCAGAUAAGUGAAUAUCAUGUGAGUAAAGGUCCUGUAGGGAAACAUCGCAAGGAAACUUGUAUGAAAGUUCUUCAUAUGUAGGUGUGAAGUCUGCCAAUCCGCACUUGCCCAGCGUACUGGACUAUGGCCUAACCCUUUCUCUGAGAGGAGACAGUGAUGAAUAUAGCCUUUAUUUUUAAACUUUCAUUAGUUUAUCCAAAUCGAUACCACUAUCAAAUGGUGCUAAGUUGUGUAAUAUUAAUUAAUUAGAUACAAUAAUGUAUGCAAUUUGUUAAUAGAUUUAGUUAUUAGAAAAGAUAUUUAUAUAUCAUAUCAGAUACCAAAAAAUGUACAACAAAAACCACCAAUCACAACAUGUAUAUAAAUUAGUUAGCACUAGUCAAAUUGAUGAUCUUUAUUAUAUUAUACUUCAUGACAAUAAAUAAAUAUAAUUGUUAAUUUAAAAUAUAACGCGAUUCAUUAUUGAAAUUAAAGAAAAAAAAACGUAUUUUAUUCUUAAGAGAAGUGUCCCUAGCGCAUUCCCCAGCUUUUUUCAUACACAAGUAACUUUGUUCCCAUUUGAAUUCAACCAAUCAUUCAAAUUAUGUAGACACGUUUUAAAUUAUCUAAACUAUAUUAGGUAGUCUAUUAAAAACGAAUCAUUUUUGGAAUUUUUUCACACAAACGUCAAAAAAUAGCCCCUAAGGCCUCAUUCGCACGAGAGCUUUUAUAA